AUGCCCGACUCAGAACCCGAGGCCGGCCCCGACAGGGCACCGCCUAACCUCCCCAUAGGCUGGAUUGCACAAUGGGAUGGAAAUUCUCGAAAGUAUUACUUUGUCCAAAUCAGUACCGGCGUGUCGACAUGGGAAGUGCCUACCGAAGCCGCUCCUACUGUGCCCUCCCCAGGAAAUACCCCAGCACAACACCAGAACCCUUUCCCGGCCCCUCAUGAUGCUCAAGGACAAGCGACACGUGGCGUGGACGGACAAGAAGGCGAACGUGGACUCGGAGNGCAUGGCUAUGAACAUGCUACUGAACCAGAACAAGCCUCAGCAACNNAGCAGCACUCAUCUGGUCUCGGAGGUCUGGCUGCACAAUUCCUCGGCGGUAACUCGCACUCGAACUCAGGUCAAGCCCAAAACCAGAACCACAACAGUGGUGGCGCUGCAGGAUUGGUUGGUAAACUUGCUGGAAACUUCUUGGGAGGAGGAAACAAGCCACAGGGACAGCAUUCAAACAGCAGUAGUGGACACAACAGUGCUCUGGGCGGCCUUGGAGGGCUCUUGGGUGGCCAGCAGUCGAGCGGUAACCACGGCAAUGCCGGUGGAAGCAGCCAAGGUGGUGCUAUGGGUGCUCUUGGUGGACUGCUAGGUGGCCACGGCUCCUCGAACCACCAGCAGCAAGGCUAUGGUUAUUCAUCUGGAGGCUCGUCCCAAGGCACAUAUUCCGGACAGGCUCCUCCUUCGUCUUACAACCCUUCAGCAUCUCACCACUCUUCUCCCGCUCCCUACGGCCAGUCGACAGGCUCCUACGGUGGCCCGGGUGGGCAGACGACGGGCACAUACGGCGCACCUGGUCACAGUGCUCCAGCACAACAACAUGGACAAUAUCAGUCGUCACACAGCAGCGGCCCAUCACCAAGUCAAUACGGCGGUCAGCCCUCGCACGCUUCUUCAGGUUAUCAAUAUGAUCAAUACAGCCAGCACCAGCACAACCAGUACGGCGGGGCACCAAACCACGGGCAGGCUCAACAAAACUCGCAAUACUCUGCGUACCAGCCUGGCCAGGGAAGCAGUUACGGACAGGCACCUGGCGGUCAAGCAGCACACGGUGGGCCAGCACAUGGCGGAGCACCUCAUGGUGGAUCUCAGUAUGGGCAAGCACCUUCCUAUGGUGGGCCGCCUCAGGAUCAGCUCACGCAGCAUCAGUACAAUCAGUACGGCGGAGCGCACGAACAGUUGAACCAGCACCAGGCAUCGCAGGGGGGUUAUGGAGGACAGGGCAACAAUUACGGAGGACCACCUCCACCAGCAUGGCGAUAG
Messenger RNA from Aureobasidium uvarum, 1308 nucleotides. NCBI's taxonomy places the organism in Eukaryota, Fungi, Ascomycota, Dothideomycetes, Dothideales, Saccotheciaceae. The record is from the annotation of a GenBank genome assembly.